Anoplophora glabripennis (Asian longhorned beetle) is the source of this 1199-nucleotide messenger RNA. Its product is annotated as pyrimidodiazepine synthase-like. Gene Ontology annotation, cellular component: cytoplasm. Bases 336 to 1061 code for a protein of 241 amino acids. The transcript is spliced from 4 exons. Lineage: Eukaryota; Metazoa; Arthropoda; Insecta; Coleoptera; Cerambycidae. The record is from RefSeq and is a predicted model, not a curated record. Gene Ontology annotation, biological process: glutathione metabolic process. Gene Ontology annotation, molecular function: glutathione dehydrogenase (ascorbate) activity; glutathione transferase activity.
UAUAAUAAGUGUUAGAAUUUGAAAAUUAAUUUAAAAAAAAAAAUACGUGUUUCUGUCGGGGGGUGUUCCAGUUGUUUAAAUUUGUAGUAUUUAAAGAGUAGAACAGUAGAAGAACACUUCAGGAGUAGCAAUUGGAAAGCAGCAAUAAAAAUCAACUCGCUAGUCAUGGAGACUAGUCUCCAUGUCGCUAGUGUUCAAAAUUUCAAGGUCAAUCUGACAACCUGUUUCUGUUUUUUUGUUAGAUUAGUAUUAGUAUUGGUUGCCACUAUCGGAAGCUAAUAAAUACAUGAAUUGUAAUUUAAUUCGCAAGAAAAAUUCAGUGUCAUUUAUAUAAAAUGUCCUCCGCCCAUUUAACCAUAGGUUCUCAGGAGCCUCCCAGAGUUGAAAGUUUGUUAAGACUUUAUUCCAUGAAGUUUUGUCCUUUUGCCCAAAGGACUAGAUUAAUUCUAAAUGCAAAAGGAAUUCCCCAUGAUAUCGUGAAUAUAAACUUGAUCAAUAAACCAGAAUGGUACUUUAAAAUUAAUGCAGAAGGGAAAGUACCAGCUUUGCUUGAUGGGUCAAAGAUUAUUAUUGAAAGUCUUGACAUAUGUGAUUAUCUCGAUGAGAAAUACCCCAUAAACCCCCUGUAUCCUGCGGAACCUGAAUUGAAGAAACGCGACAAGGAUUUAAUAACCAAGAUCGGAUCUGUAACUCAGGUUUUUGCUGAUUGCGUCUUUACUAACAAAGAAAAGACUCCAGAGGAGUGGUUAAAAGAUUUUUUAAUUCCACUGCAAGAUUUUGAAGAUGCACUAGCUCAAAGAGGAACACCCUUUUUUGGUGGAGAAAAACCAGGAAUGGUUGAUUAUAUGCUGUGGCCUUGGGCAGAAAGGGCUGGUUGUAUAGCGAUAAAGCUAGGAACAAAAUUACCAGUGAAAGAUGAUCAAAUACCACUUCUUAGGAAAUGGAGAAAAACUAUGCGUGAUUAUCCUAUAGUUGCUGAAAUAUACACUUCUCCAGAAAUAUUUUGGAAAUUGGUCGAAUCUAAACUUAAAGGCACUGAACCCAAGUAUGAUGAGUUAUAAGAUGCACAUGUCACAGUAGAUCUAUAAAAAUAUUUACGCUAUCGCAUAUACAUUUUUUAAAUACUCAAUAUUUUUAGAAUUACUUUACUUGUUUUAAUUACGUUAUGUUGCAUUUCCAUAAUAAAGUAUUAAAUUUAA